Messenger RNA from Peromyscus californicus insignis, 1432 nucleotides. RefSeq names its product procathepsin L. Gene Ontology annotation, cellular component: lysosome. NCBI's taxonomy places the organism in Eukaryota, Metazoa, Chordata, Mammalia, Rodentia, Cricetidae. Gene Ontology annotation, molecular function: cysteine-type endopeptidase activity. Gene Ontology annotation, biological process: immune response. The record is from RefSeq and is a predicted model, not a curated record. The transcript has 8 exons. Bases 144 to 1148 code for a protein of 334 amino acids.
CAGCCAAUGAUGGUGCGGGGGCGGGCCCUGCCGGGGCCGCAGCCUGGGAGGCUUUAAAGCCAGAGCCCAGGGCUGCUCCGCCAGAUUUUCGGACCUCGGCGACCUCCAAGGAGCUGAGUCUGCGGAGUACUUGUAUUUGAACCAUGAAUCUUUUACUCCUCCUGGCUCUCCUGUGCUUGGGAACAGCCUUAGGCAUUCCAAAAUUUAAUCAAACAUUUGAUGCACAGUGGCACCAGUGGAAGUCCACACACAGAAGGCUGUAUGGCACGAAUGAGGAAGAAUGGAGGAGAGCAGUGUGGGAGAAGAAUAUGAAAAUGAUCCAGCUGCACAAUGGGGAAUACAGUGAGGGGAAGCAUGGCUUCACCAUGGAGAUGAAUGCCUUUGGUGACAUGACCAAUGAGGAGUUCCGGCAGUUGGUGAAUGGCUAUAAGCACCAGAAGCACAGGAAGGGGAAGGUAUUUCAGGAGCCUCUGCUGCUUCAGGUCCCCAAGUCUGUGGACUGGAGAGAUAAAGGUUGUGUGACUCCCAUAAAGAAUCAGGGCCAAUGUGGUUCUUGUUGGGCUUUUAGCGCCACUGGGGCUCUAGAAGGACAGAUGUGCCUUAAGAUUGGCAUACUCACCUCACUGAGUGAGCAGAACCUUGUGGACUGUUCUCAGGCUGAAGGCAAUCAGGGCUGCAAUGGUGGCCUGAUGGAUUAUGCCUUCCAGUAUGUUCUUAACAACAAAGGUCUGGAUUCAGAGGAGUCCUAUCCCUAUGAAGGAAAGGAUGGAACCUGUAAGUACAGACCUGAGUUUUCUGCAGCUAAUGACACAGGCUACGUGGAUAUCCCUCAGCUGGAGAAGGCCCUUAUGAAGGCUGUGGCACUUGUGGGGCCUAUUGCUGUCGCUAUAGAUGCCAGCCAUCCGUCUUUCCAGUUCUACAGUAAAGGCAUUUACUAUGAACCGAAUUGCAGCAGCAAGGAGCUUGACCACGGGGUUCUGGUGAUUGGCUAUGGAUUUGAAGGAACAGAUUCAAAUAAGAAUAGAUUUUGGAUUGCCAAGAACAGCUGGGGUCCUGAUUGGGGCAUGGAAGGCUUCUUCCAUAUAGCCAAAGACAGGAACAACCACUGUGGAAUUGCCACUGCUGCCAGCUAUCCUACCGUGAAAUGAUGGAAAGUGGUAAUUAAAGACUCACGGACACUACGGAAUUUAAUCUUAAAAUUGACCAAACCCUUAUUGACACCGUAGUACUUGAAUCAUUGAAGAUCCAAGUCAUGAUUUGAAUUCUGUGACAUUUUUACAUGGUUAAAUGUUACCACUACUUAAACUACUCUUAUAAACAGCUUUAUAAUAUUGAACACUCAUUGCUUAAUUCCAAGUCUGGAAUAUUUGUUUUAUAAAGGAUGUAUAAAGCUUUCUUUAGCUUUUGAAAAUAAAUUUUAGUUCAGUGUGUA